CACAUCUCAAAAAUACUUAAAAAGUUACGAAUCGUUGUUUAUAAUUUGAAAGUUAGAUGAAGUAAAGACACUGGGAUUAUAAAAUAAAAAUUGGGGAAAUUGUAAAACUUGGCUUCUGGUGUAAUUACGCUAUGGAAUUUGAAAAAAUUCGUUAUUGAUUUGAAAUAAAUUGAUUGACUUUUCGAAUUGGUAGUGUAAUGUGUAACAAAUCAAACCGGGAUAUUGAUUAAAUUUGGAUUAAAAAUGCCUUUUUAUAAGAAAAGCAAUACCAAUCUGUCCAGAUCGAAAAGACUCGAAAAAUGCACAGAAAAAAAUGGUUUGAGAAGUUUAAUAUUUAACACAGUUGGAGACAAGUAUAAGGGGGAAUGGAAGGAAGAUAAAAAAUCAGGAAAAGGCGUUUUGGUGACAAGAAAUCAAGAACUUUAUGAGGGCGACUUUAGCAGAAACUACCGUCAUGGCUUUGGUAUUUUGGCCUAUCGAAUUCCUAGCACAAAAGUGUAUAAUUUGGCAUACCGGGGCACUUGGAGGAACGGUUGGCCAGAAGGUCACGGCCUCGGGAUCUAUAAGGACGGUAGUUAUUACAUGGGUGAAUGGAAACAUGGCAAAAGACAUGGGCACGGACAGAUGUGGUAUGUGAAUAAAUCCUGGUACCACGGUCAGUGGGUGAAUGAUCUUAAACAAGGAUUAGGGGUUUUUGUGAGAGAAGAUGGAAAUAGGUACGAGGGUGCGUGGUACAUGGAUAAGAAACACGGAGAGGGUAGAUUCUUCUUUUUGGUAACCGGUCAAAUACAAGAGGGUGUGUGGAAGGACGACUACUGCGCUUUUAGUGUGAUGUGUGAUAUUCCGUUCAGGCAGACCGCUAUUAGGCCUUCAGUGUAUCCAAUACCCAUUUGUGGCCUAAUAAAUAGAGACGCUAUUUGUAUCAAACAAAAGUGGAAGAUGUUGAUGGGGGUGGCGGACUCCUGUCUGUCCUUAGCCAGUGACGAGUCCGCGGAAAAAUUACAUGUACAGAAUCUGUAA
This is a messenger RNA of Anoplophora glabripennis (Asian longhorned beetle), 1020 nucleotides long. Its product is annotated as MORN repeat-containing protein 3-like. The record is from RefSeq and is a predicted model, not a curated record. Bases 244 to 1020 code for a protein of 258 amino acids. NCBI's taxonomy places the organism in Eukaryota, Metazoa, Arthropoda, Insecta, Coleoptera, Cerambycidae. The transcript is spliced from 4 exons.